Messenger RNA from Saccoglossus kowalevskii, 1240 nucleotides. RefSeq lists its product as uncharacterized. NCBI's taxonomy places the organism in Eukaryota, Metazoa, Hemichordata, Enteropneusta, Harrimaniidae. The record is from RefSeq and is a predicted model, not a curated record.
UUUGCUCGCGUGUAUAAGUCGUUGGGUGGUUGGCGGUUAAUCGAUAUACAGGUGUAAUGCCAUGGGGUCACUACACAGACUGUACGUAUUUACUAAGUUACACUCGUUUCAGCUGGCCGCCGAUAAAAUACGUCUACAGUUAGAGCAAAUAACGCAUGGGAUUUCAGUGGAACACUAUCAAAGCGGUGAUUAUGCCGAUAUCAGUACAGGUACCGACGGUGGUACCGUCGUGACUGCGGUGAUCGUCAUCGACGCCAGGCAGACCCGGGCAUUGAUAACACCUUCACAGAGGGAUCACAACGUUGAUCACUGGGAUGAACUGAGCAUGCUAAUGGCUAAGGUCACACGGCCCAAAGGUUCCUUUCUGAUUGUGAUUUACGGUGAUGAAGAGUCAAGAAAUCUUGCUGAACUGGUGUCGAAAGACUGGCUUACGACGUGGGAGUACAGCGACGAGAAUACACUAUGCUUGGCUGCGAAGGGACGUGUUUUUACUGUCUGGGAAACUUUUAACGACAGUCAAAAGACGGCAAUAUUGAACUACCUGGAUCGUGUACCAUUUGUGUCGUCAUUAGAUGGUGUUCGAAAUGUGUUGGUUCUCGGGUGCACUGGUGAUUCUGACGUGACUCGGUAUAUCGAGGAUAACCCCUUACUUAAGAAAUGUGAACUUGAUGCGGACCAUGUUUGUGCAGAUAUCAAUAUGUUUACUAGUUUUGAUUAUGAUAUGAAACCCGGAGUGCGUGCGAACGAGGCUACAAUUACUCUGUUUCAAGUGUGCCCGGAGUAUCCGAUUCAAGUCUGUGAACGUCUGGACAUUGAGCGUACAAUAGCAGAUGAUUUGCUUCGACUGAUUGAGAAAACUACGAACCCAAGAUUUAGACACGUGUUUGACAGUGUUAUUAUUAAUUGUCAUUGCAGUGAUUGUUUUAACACAAUCAUUGACUCACUGGGGGACAUAACGAUCAAAAUAAGGAAACAAUUAGGUGAAACCGGAUCCACGUUACAGGGGACCAUAUUUCCAGUCGUUCUUGGGCAACACGCUGGAUCGAUUAGAGAACACCUCGCACGGAAUAUCAAUGAAAACCAGCCGUGGGGGAUUCUCCCCUCAGAGAAUUCUCGUAAUUUCUCGCAUCUUACAGAUGUCGAUGUUCUCAAAUUAUAUAUUUGGAAUGCUAUACAAUCAACAAAAUCGCCGCUGCGUUCUCCCACUGAUGGUUUUGCGAGGAAGGUUGUACAUUCUUAA